Messenger RNA from Penicillium pulvis, 1728 nucleotides. Its product is annotated as methionine--tRNA ligase MSM1. NCBI's taxonomy places the organism in Eukaryota, Fungi, Ascomycota, Eurotiomycetes, Eurotiales, Aspergillaceae. The transcript has 8 exons. The record is from RefSeq and is a predicted model, not a curated record. Gene Ontology annotation, molecular function: ATP binding; methionine-tRNA ligase activity. Gene Ontology annotation, biological process: methionyl-tRNA aminoacylation. The coding region runs from base 1 to 1728 and encodes 575 amino acids.
AUGGCUUCCAUACGAGCGCCAUUUCGUGCCCUCCCAAGGACCAGCUUUCUUCUUGGUUCUCGACGGUCAUGGACUUGCACCGCCUGCAAAUAUGGAAGUCCUAGGACUUUCCAGCGUGGAGUUGCGUCGACUGCGACUCAGACUCCGGGGGACUUCAAAAAGCCGUACUAUGUGACCACGCCGAUCUUUUACGUCAAUGCUGCACCACACGUCGGCCAUUUCUAUACCAUGGUCAUCGCCGAUAUCUUGAAACGAUGGCAGGUCCUGCUGGGAAACACCGAUGCUCAGUUAUUGACCGGAACUGAUGAACAUGGAAUGAAGAUCCAGCAAGCAGCCCUCGCAGCGGGAAUGGAUACCCAGGCUUUUUGCGACAUGAAUUGCCGAACUUUUGAGGCCCUAGCCAAAGCUGCAAAUCUGAAUAACGAUCACUUUAUUCGAACCACUGAUUCGGCGCAUCGGGAAGCUGUACAAUAUUUCUGGGAAAUGCUUCAACACCGAGGUUACAUCUACACUUCUAAGCACGAGGGAUGGUACUCCGUUAGCGAUGAGACUUUUUACCCGCAAACGCAGGUACAGAACUCCCUGGAUCCAGCAACGGGACGAAAGAGGAUGGUCUCAAUUGAGACUGGAAAGGAGGUAGAGUGGUCCUCGGAGACCAAUUACCAUUUCCGCCUGUCCGCAUUCAAGGACCGCCUGCUGGAGCUAUAUAAGAGAGAAGACUCGUUCAUCACGCCAUCAAAGUAUUCAACAUCCAUUAUUCAAUCGGUCUCAUCCGGACUGCAGGACCUGUCAAUCUCACGGCCAGCAGAGCGUCUCACCUGGGGCAUUCCGGUUCCCGGUGAUAACACCCAAACAAUCUAUGUUUGGCUGGACGCGCUCGUGAACUAUCUCACUAGAGCCGGAUACCCAUUCCCUCCCGGGCAAGAGGAAAACUCCAUGUGGCCCGCAAAUGUCCAUGUGGUCGGGAAGGAUAUUGUUCGUUUCCAUUGCGUCUACUGGCCCGCAUUCCUCAUGGCUUUGGAUCUUCCUUUGCCACAAAACGUCCUGGUGCAUGGACAUUGGACUAUGAAUCGCGAGAAGAUGUCAAAAUCUACUGGCAAUGUGGUGAACCCAUUCUUCGCCAUCGACAGAUUCGGCGUGGAUAGCAUGCGGUUCUUCCUAGCCUAUCAAGGAGGUUUCUCUGACGAUGCCGAUUACGAUAACGCUUUCAUCAUUCGUGAUUAUAAGAAGUUGCUCCAAGGAGGAAUUGGCAACCUGGCAGCGCGCUCAAUUGGGCUUGCCAAAGGAAAAUUGGGCUCAUAUAUCAAGGACGCCACUUCUAAUAACCUCCCUGUCCCCAGCCCGGCGGAUCGGGAACACCGGAAAAUGUUGGUCUUGACACCGCUCAAGGUUGCAGAGCAUAUGAAGGGACUGAACCCGCGUGCUGCGCUGCAGGAGAUCAUGAGCAUCAUCGAGAAGACCAACAAGUACUUCCAUGCAACGGAGCCAUGGAAGAACCCCAACCACCAAUGGGUUCUCUUCAACGUGGCAGAGUCGCUCCGCAUCUCUGGCAUCAUGCUACAGCCGUUCAUGCCCGCAAAGUCACUGGAACUUCUGAAGAUGCUCCGCGUAGAUACAUCCAAUCCUGCCAAGAUAGGAUUCUCUGCAGCGGUCUAUGGAUCGGAUUCAAAGUACGGUAAAGGUGCCAAGAAGGGUCAUCUUUUCCCUCCUCUCCUCGCUGAAAACUAA